This is a messenger RNA of Brachypodium distachyon (stiff brome), 858 nucleotides long. Its product is annotated as tetraspanin-8-like. Lineage: Eukaryota; Viridiplantae; Streptophyta; Magnoliopsida; Poales; Poaceae. Gene Ontology annotation, cellular component: plasma membrane; plasmodesma. The coding region runs from base 1 to 858 and encodes 285 amino acids. Gene Ontology annotation, biological process: auxin-activated signaling pathway. The record is from RefSeq and is a predicted model, not a curated record. The transcript is spliced from 2 exons.
AUGGUGAGCCUCUCCAACGGCGUGCUGGCCGCCGUGAGCAUCGUUGCCCUGGUGGCGUCCAUCCCGCUCAUCGGCGUCGGCACGUACCUCCACGACCGCGGCGGCGGCGACGGGUCCCCCACCAGCGAGUGCCAGCGCCUGCUGCGGCUGCCGGCCCUGGCGCUGGGCCUCGGCAUCCUCCUGUUGUCCCUCAUGGCGAUCGCGGGCGCGUGCUGCCGUGGCGCGGCCCCGCUCCUGUGGCUCUACGUCGUGGCCAUGUUCCUGCUCGUCAUCGGCAUGUUCUUCGUCACCGUCUUCGCCUACGCCGUCACCAACAAGGCCGCCGCCUCCGGGGGCGGCUACGGGGACUACCGGAUCGGGGACUACUCCGACUGGCUCAGGGACAGGGUCGGGGACUACGACACGUGGCGCCGGAUCGAGAGCUGCCUGGCCGACGCCGGAGUCUGCGGCGGCCCCGGCGGGGGGCAGUUCAGCGGACGGCUUGGCGGCGUCGCCGCCGGGAUCGACGCCUCCGAGUUCUACCGCCUGCAUCUGCCGCUCCUCCAGUCCGGUUGCUGCAAGCCGCCGGCGUACUGCGGGUACCGGCCGGUGAACGCGACAUUCUACGAGCCCCCCGAGCCCGGGCACCUGGGGACGGCGGGCGUGGACUGCCAGGCGUGGAGCAACGACCAGCGGGUGCUGUGCUUCCGUUGCAACGCGUGCAAGGCCGGCGUGCUGGCCACCGCCAAGAGCAACUGGAGGGCCGUCGCCGCCGCCAACGUCGCCGUCCUCGCGCUCCUCGUCUUCGUCUACUCCCUCGGCUGCUGCGCCCUGCGCAACCACGACCGCCGCCGCCGUGGCUACGGCCGGUACUACUGA